Molecule: messenger RNA, 1961 nt
Organism: Boleophthalmus pectinirostris (great blue-spotted mudskipper)
Lineage: Eukaryota; Metazoa; Chordata; Actinopteri; Gobiiformes; Gobiidae
Product: organic solute transporter subunit alpha-like
Exons: 8
Coding region: 915-1904 (329 amino acids)
Biological process (GO): transport
Molecular function (GO): transporter activity
Source: RefSeq, a predicted model, not a curated record
GUGUUCUUAUUUUAACACAUAUUAUUAUCUCAAAUGCGUGAUGUAAGGUGACUGGCACAGUGACUGACUGACUGAUGGUUAUUACUUUAUCUCAAAAAUGUUUUGUUCCUCACUUGUUUGGGGUCAUAAAAUCUGUCCAGUAGGCUAAUCCUUGUGAUGGUGAUAGUGACGGUGAAUACAUGCAGCACAUUAUGGCUGUCUACAGCUCAAACAGGCUCCCAUUGAAAAAAGCACCAAAAGCAGUGGACAAAUUUCCCUAAAAAUAUAGAAUAACUCCAAAAAGAAUUAAACAUUUGUGGGGUUUUUUUCAUUUUAUUUUGAUACUCCUUACUAAGCAUUUUUGUGUGCAAGUAGAAAAUUUAUUAUUUAUUAAGUUACAGUACACUAGACAGGAGUCCUAAUAAGUAAUGACUUCACUUCAUGCUGUACACUAUAGUUGUAUCAUUACUUUAAAUGUCAUUUUGUUCUAAAAGAUAAAGGCCUCCUCAGCUAAGGGUGAAUGACCUGGGAGUUACUGAUCUUCAGCACUCAAGCCCUGACUAAAAGCUUCUUAAGAAACCACCCUCAUUAAUGACUUUAAUAGUUAAACCAGACACUUUACAACCUUUGAACUUAGAAGUUAUUUGAACACUUGAUUGGUUUAUUAUGUGCAUGAAGUAACUUUACAAUAUUAUAGUUUUUAUUUGUUCUUCUGGCAAAGGAAAUGGCACGCCUUGUCAAAGUUCAUCUUGAGUGACACACUGGUGUAGGUCAGUGACCUGUGUGUCUUCAGUGUUAUAGCCCAACACCAUGGAUGAAUUAGUUACUUGGAUGGUUUGUGCUGAAAGCAGCUGUCAUUCCUUCACUCUACUGGUGGAACAGUGCAGAUUACAGACUUCUGACCAUUUUGUGAUUUAGACUUUUUAAAAUAUAGCAUGGACAACUUGGAGGAGACGCUAAAUAGUACAAUUCAUCCAUCAUGUUUACAGGAGCCUCCACUGGCCAUUGAUGUGAUAAGAGAACUGGAUGUAUUUGGAAUCUGCCUGUACUCCAUUCUGACCUUCAUGUCCUGCCUCUCACUGCUGCUGUAUCUGGACACCUGUGUGUAUAUUUACAAAAACCUACCAUACCCUAAAAAGAUUACUGUCAUCUGGAUCAAUGGAGCAGCACCUUGUAUUGCCACCAUGUCUUGUUUUGGGCUGUGGAUCCCCAGAGCAGUCAUGUUCACAGAUAUGACAUCAAACUGUUAUUUCGCAGUGGUGGUGUACAAGAUCCUCAUGUUGAUAGUGGAGGAGUUGGGGGGCAGCAGUAGCUUCCUGAAAAGGUUUUCUGGUCAACCCUUUUCGAUCAGUACAGGACCGUGCUGCUGCUGCUGCGUCUGCCUGCCCAAAGUCCCCAUGUCCCGACGUAUGCUGUUCUUGCUGAAGUUGGGUUCUCUACAAUACGCCAUUCUUAAAACAGUCCUCUCGAUCAUCUCCAUUAUUCUGUGGACAAAUGGAAACUUUAAUCCCGCAGAUUUGAGCAUUACUGGAGCAACCAUUUGGAUAAACCCGAUGGUAGGAGUCCUCACCAUCAUCUCCCUUUGGCCUGUGGGCAUCACGUUCAUGAACACGAGGAGGCUGCUGCGUCACCUCAAGAUGAUCCCCAAAUACGCCAUGUACCAGCUGGUCCUGGUCCUAAGUCAGCUGCAGGCUUCCAUCAUUAACAUCUUGUCCUUGAAUGGGACAAUUGCGUGUUCCCCUCCCUUCUCCUCUGUGGCCCGUGGCUCCAUGCUCAGUCAGCAGCUGAUGAUCAUGGAGAUGUUCAUCAUUACACUGGUAACUCGUUGUUUAUAUCGACGCACGUAUGACUCCCCCGAGGAGCAGGACAACACCCACAAUGGCAGCAUGGCCCUGAAGGCACCCUCUGAGGAGCAUGAUGUAUAAGACUCAUGACUAUUUUGGGACUCUAAAUGUCAAACUUUAAUAUACAUAUCUUAUAUC